CGCUCAGCCCGUCACUGAGCACCAGGAAAUGGAGGCGCUGACUCUGUGGUGAUGAGUGUGUCGCUGCAGCCGACUGACAGACAGCAGAACUGGGAGGGGGAAACUACCAGCACAGGCAUCUACAGGCUUCAGCGACAACCCUCAGCACUUCGAGGUCGGUUCAGCACACCCUAAAAAAAGAGCUAAAAGUGAAUAUUUUGACGUUUCAAGAGGCCGAGGUUUGCUUUGUGUCUCGUGCAUCAGCCGUUGGAAGAUGAGCGACCCGAACCAGCCCAAAGUUGAGCUCUUUGUGAAGGCGGGGAGCGAUGGUCAGAACAUCGGCAACUGUCCCUUCUCCCAGCGCCUGUUCAUGGUGCUGUGGCUGAAAGGAGUCACUUUCGAUGUCACCACUGUGGACAUGAAGAGGAAGCCGGACAUCUUGAAGGACCUGGCACCAGGUGCCCAGCCUCCCUUCCUGCUGUACGGCAGCGAGGUGAAAACCGACACCAACAAGAUCGAGGAGUUCCUGGAGGAUAAUCUCAGCCCUCCUAAGUAUCCCCGUCUGGCUGCUCGCAACCCAGAGUCCAACACAGCAGGCAUGGAUGUUUUCUCCAAAUUCUCCGCUUACGUCAAGAACUCAAACCCUCAGACCAAUGAAAAUUUAGAGAAAGGUCUGCUGAAGGCUCUGAAGAAGCUGGAUGACUACCUCGGUUCCCCACUUCCUGAUGAGAUCGACGAGAAUAGCGCUGAUGAAGUCACUUCCUCCUCCCGCCCCUUCCUGGACGGCCAAGAGCUUACUCUGGCUGACUGCAACUUGCUGCCUAAGCUCCACAUCGUGAAGGUGGUGUGUCUAAAGUACAGAAACUUCAGCAUCCCUCAAUCUCUGACAAACCUCUGGAGGUACCUGAACGCUGCGUACGCAAGGGAUGAGUUUGCCUCUACCUGCCCGGCGGACGAAGAGAUCCACAUUGCCUACUCUUCUGUAGCUAAAGCUCUCAAGUAGGAGGACAACAGGAUACACAAGUCACAAAUAUAAAAGCACAAAAACAACAUACACACUGACCUGCAUGCAACAUAUUUCUCUGUUUCUCAAGAGGCCAAUCUAAGGGCAUUUUUCUUCAGCUUUAAAAGUUGAUUUCACCUUUUUGCUAGGAGUCUGGUUUUCUAGCGUCAAAUAUUACUAUUAGUUUUGAUUUAGAGGAGUUUAUUCAUGUAGCUCUCCUCCUAAAAAAGUGAUUUCUGUCCACCACAGGAAUGGCAGAUGUGCACAAAUAAUGUAACUGUUGGUUAAUUUAUCCUCUUGACAAACUUGUUUAACACCCACAUAUCAUCCAAGUUUACUUCAAUUUUUGGUUACCUGUUGAUCAUGUUGCUUGCAGGCUCACACACACACACACACACACACACACACACACACACACACAUACACACAAACACACUCAAACAAUUAAGGCUAAUUUAUGCUCCCUUUAAAAACAUCCAUUUCAAAUGAUAUAGCCAUUACUGCCCACAUACUUCCAGACAUCCUUCAUGUUUUCAUGGAUCUUAAGCAGUUCCACCACUAAAGAUCACCACUCAGAGGCAAAUCAGUUUUGCAUGGACCACCCCUUAUCUUUCGCCGUCCAACUUCGAUUUAAUUCCUGUCCAAUCUCCUGCCAGCUGUUCUGUGCCAACCUUUUGUCGCAUACAUUUUUAAAACUUGUUCCCCACGACUACUAGAGGUACUGCUCUGUUGGUCCAUAUCCGUAAACACAAUAAAUGCAGAGCACGGACAGAAGGCUCCACCCUGAUGUUCACCAUGAAUAAGCAUAAAUAAGCCUUAACACAAACAUUUUCACAAAAACUACAGCCUUGCUUGUGUACAGUUUCGCCAUCAGUAGAUACACACUGUAAAGUCUAAAUGUUCCCCUCUUGAUGACGUUACAAUAUAUUCUUACUUUUUGAGGGGAACACAGAGCUGUUACUUGUAGCUUGCAAGCCUCACACAAGCUGACGCUCGCAUUUUCAAUCUUGGUGUUAAGGAAAUGGGUUUCAUUUGCAUAACAGCGUCAACUCACCUGCCAAAGUGUCUUUUGUGGUUUGUCUUUCAAUCACGGAUGCUUCACGUCGAAUUUAUUAUUUUGUUAUAGAAGGAACAAGGCCUUUUAAGAAGCCACUUCUAUUUUAAAUACUUCUUUAAGGGAUGGGGGUGCUUUUCCUUGCCCUCGUUUUAGGGAGUCAGAGCUGCAAACAGUUAUAGAGACAGGAAACUGUUUCAAUAGACUCUGGCUUCCCCUUUCUGUGCUCCCACAGCAGGCGUGAAAGGAUUAUUCAAGAUUACCAAGCUUGUAAGUGGUCCGCUGUCAGGGCCCGUUACCAACAAAUUAUUUUGUUGUGCCUGUCAUGUAUGAAGGAUCCUUUUCAGUGUCAUAUAAAAAGAGGAAGAUCACUUUGUUUGAUUGUAACAAAGAGCUGUUGUUAAUCACUCAAGUGCUAAACUGAAAGCACAUCAUCCUCCCUCCUCCAGUAGCUCAGGGCGCUAGGUCUCUUUUGUCACAGCAGGAAGUUAAAUAUAAACAGUGUUUAAAAUUAAAACAGCAGUCACAGAUUUAGAGGGUAGUCUGUUGGUAAUUAAAGGAUAAGGCUAGUGAUAUUCUAUUUCCUUCAUAUUGUCAAAAUCCAAAACCAAUAACAGGGUACUAAUGUUUUUUUAUCACACCCAUUCAGUCCUACUAAAGACAUAAAUCUUUCGUUUCAGUUUUGAACUAAUGUCACUCAAACAGGAGAUAAUUUACAGGAGAAGGACAUUUAAAAGUCAUUUAAACAGCAUUAUGAUGAGGUCGACAUUUUUUGAUUUGUGUUUGAUGUCAUUCCCUCAGCUAUCUGAAUAUUGGAUGGAUUCCCAUUAAGUUGGGGAAGGAGGUUGGUGGGAGAUGUUUAGGCUUCAUUUUCAGGAGCUGUCCUGUUGUCAAUCUUUGUAAACAGUCAAUGGGUCAAAAAUGUAAUUUGUCCUACACUUUGUGUUUGGUGCUAAAUAAUGUUAGCAUGCAAACAUGGUGAACAUAAACAUUUAGCCUGAGAACAUUUUAACAUCCUGACUAAAUGGAUGAAGGUGUGAACAUUUGACUCAAGUUGGGAGAAAAACAGGAGAAUUUUAACUCCGGAAAGAAACCUGAAUAAUUGGGAGGAUUGGAAAAUAUGCUGUAGGCUCUCUAAUGGUUUUUUGACAAUAUUGUAAGGCACAAGCUCUCGUAUGUCCGAAGUUGUUUCCGCAGGCAGCACAUAUUGGUUUUGUUGACAAUCCAAAAGGAUUAUUAAGGAUUAAUCCACUCUUGGAAGUUUGCUAGAAACUAAUGUCAAACGACUUGAUAUUGAAGAGCUGGAACCGAUAAUGACACACCUUGUUUUACUGCACCAGCUUGUUUAGUGGAUUUUAUGAACUUUAUAGCACUCUGCAAAUUAUAUUUAUAGAGGCCAAGAUAGCCUUGUUACGUGUCAUGAAGGAAAUAAAGAAAGGAAACCGAAGUGCAAUUUUAAACCCAUUGAAAAGACAACGUUGUAUACAGACUGGGAUUAUUUUAGACAUGCAGUGUGAGCACAGAUGAAUUUUAAUCGCGCAAGUUGCAACCACCAUUCCAAAAACUCUGGUAUGCUGUGGUUUACAUCACUUUGCAUGUUACAGGCAGAACAAAGACAAUGUUUUAUCAGAACAUUGAUCAUCUUAUCUUUGUACUGUGUACAUUAUGUUUAUCCACAGCGUACCAAUUAUUUUGGAAUCAGGGUUGUACCUCCUUCCUUGACGAACUGCUAGGUUGCUAAUACGAGUGUUGAUCAAUGAAAUGAUACUGUUUAUUUUACUUGACUGAAUUGUUCAUCUGUUUUCUACAAUGUUUAAAGGGAUUUCCUCUGAGUAAUUUGAUGUAUUUUAGUAUUUCUUCUCUCCAAGUGUGAAGUAAAUCUCACUUCUUACUGUAGGAAUUGAUACAGUUUCAGGGACCAUUUAACUUGAUAUAACCAUUAAAAUGCUACUUUGAUUAGUUUGUUUUUCACUUUACUGUCUUGCAUACGUUUUCUUUAUGCUUUUUCUCUGUCCUUUGCAUUUCCCUACCAAUAUUUUAGACUUUUUUUGUCUUUUUUUAUGCCAUUUGCCAUUUAGUAGUAAGCAGUUGCACUUAAAAGUCUGCAGGAUCAAAACCGUGGAUGUGGAUGUUAAAGCGGUAGAUUUAGAUCAACAAUGAGGACAAUCAAACUAAUAGCACAGCUCAAAUGUAUUUUGUACUCUUACAAAGACACAUGUAUUAAUAUCCAAAUAAAAAUAUCUUGGUAAUAAAGCAA
Messenger RNA from Acanthopagrus latus (yellowfin seabream), 4293 nucleotides. RefSeq names its product chloride intracellular channel 1 (gene clic1). Bases 254 to 982 code for a protein of 242 amino acids. Lineage: Eukaryota; Metazoa; Chordata; Actinopteri; Spariformes; Sparidae. The transcript is spliced from 7 exons. The record is from RefSeq and is a predicted model, not a curated record.